Molecule: messenger RNA, 1692 nt
Organism: Cyprinodon variegatus (sheepshead minnow)
Lineage: Eukaryota; Metazoa; Chordata; Actinopteri; Cyprinodontiformes; Cyprinodontidae
Gene: grk1a
Product: G protein-coupled receptor kinase 1
Exons: 7
Coding region: 1-1692 (563 amino acids)
Biological process (GO): regulation of opsin-mediated signaling pathway; signal transduction; visual perception
Cellular component (GO): cytoplasm
Molecular function (GO): rhodopsin kinase activity; ATP binding
Source: RefSeq, a predicted model, not a curated record
AUGGAUAUCGGGGGUCUGACAACAGUGGUGGCCAACUCUGCUUACAUCUCUGCCCGUGGCAGCUUUGAUGGCACUGCCAACCCAGCUGUCAACCGGGACAAGAAGUACCGAUCCCGUCUAAAGCUGCCUCACAUUACAGUCUGUGAAGGUCUGCGUGAAACCUUAGAUCUGGGCUUCAACACGGUCUGUGUGGAGCAGCCCAUUGGCAAACGCCUUUUCCAGGAGUUCUUGGAGGCCAACAAUGAGUACAAAGGUCCCUGCCGUCUAUGGAAGGACAUUGAAGACUACAACAUGGCUGAGGAUGAGGACAGAGCCAACAAAGCAAGCAAGAUCUUGUCUCGGUACAUGGAGCCUAAUGCUAAGUAUAACUGCCCCUUUCUGCCGGAAAAUGGGAUCACAAAGGUGAAAGAGAAACACCAAGAGGCUGGUGAUGAUCUUUUCAAUGAGACCAUGGACAGUGUGAUGGACUUCCUGAAAGAAGUGCCCUACACUUUUUUUCUGGAGAGUAUGUAUCUGAAGAGGUUCCUGCAGUGGAAGUGGCUAGAGAUGCAGCCAAUAGGAGACGACUGGUUUCUGGAUUUUCGUGUUUUGGGUAAAGGUGGUUUCGGGGAGGUUUCUGCCUGUCAGAUGAAAGGCACAGGGAAACUGUAUGCAUGCAAAAAGCUCAACAAGAAGAGACUAAAGAAGAGGAAAGGUUAUGAGGGGGCCAUGGUGGAGAAAAGGAUCCUGGCUCGAGUUCACAGCAGAUUCAUUGUCUCUCUAGCUUAUGCCUUCCAGACCAAAGUCGAGUUAUGUCUGGUUAUGACCAUCAUGAACGGGGGAGAUCUAAGGUAUCACAUCUACAAUGUGGAUGAGAACAACCCAGGCUUUGAUGAGCCACGUGCCUGUUACUAUGCUGCACAGAUUAUCCAGGGCAUGGAGCACCUCCACCAGAAGAGGAUCAUCUAUAGAGACCUGAAGCCAGAGAAUGUACUGCUGGACAAUGAGGGUAAUGUGCGAAUCUCUGAUCUUGGUCUGGCUGUGGAGCUGGCUGAUGAUCAGUUCAAAAUCAAAGGCUACGCUGGAACUCCAGGUUUCAUGGCUCCUGAACUUCUGAAAGGAGAAGAGUAUGACUACUCUGUGGAUUAUUUUACACUAGGGGUCACCCUCUAUGAGUUCAUAGCAGCCAAGGGGCCCUUCAGGAGUCGUGGAGAAAAGGUGGAGAACAAGGUGGUGAAGAAACGGAUUCUGGACGAUCCUGUAACCUAUCCAGAGAAGUUCAGCGAGAACGCCCGCUCCCUCUGUGAGGGGCUGCUGUGCAAAGAGGUUGACAAGAGGCUUGGUUUCAAGGACGGGUCAUGUGAUGAGCUGAGGGCUCAUCCCUUCUUCCAGGACAUCAACUGGAGGAAACUGAACGCAGGAAUCCUGACUCCCCCUUUUGUACCAGACUCCAAGACGGUGUAUGCCAAGGACCUGGAUAACGUGGGCGCCUUCUCCACGGUAAAAGGCGUGGCUCUGGAAGACGUAGACAAUGAGUUCUUCGAUGAGUUUGCCACGGGGAACAUCCCCAUCCCCUGGCAGGAGGAGAUGAUAGAGACAGGGAUCUAUGGAGAGCUCAACGCGUGGGGCCCCGGUGGUACCCUGCCCAACGACCUGCGGCGGGAGUCCAUCCUGGAGCAGCCGCCCAAGUCCUCCACCUGCACGGUGUCCUGA